Equus quagga is the source of this 4704-nucleotide messenger RNA. It is a transcript of the gene WWTR1, whose product is annotated as WW domain containing transcription regulator 1. The coding region runs from base 266 to 1468 and encodes 400 amino acids. Gene Ontology annotation, molecular function: transcription coactivator activity; protein binding; transcription corepressor activity. The record is from RefSeq and is a predicted model, not a curated record. Gene Ontology annotation, biological process: positive regulation of transcription by RNA polymerase II; hippo signaling. NCBI's taxonomy places the organism in Eukaryota, Metazoa, Chordata, Mammalia, Perissodactyla, Equidae. Gene Ontology annotation, cellular component: nucleus; cytoplasm. The transcript is spliced from 7 exons.
ACAGUCGGGAGCCGCGGCGGCCGCGCUCUGUCUGCUUCUCCUCCGCCUCCUUGCCGCGGAGCGCGAACGCCCGGGGCCGGGCCGGGGGAUGUGAGAGCCGAAGCCCCUCGGCUGCCAGGCACCGCGUCGGCUCGGGAUCUGCCAGCCGGGCCGCGGCUCCAGCCCUGCGCGCUCGCACGCGCCGGAGCGACCCAGGCCCGACGGCGAGUUCGGGCGGGACGCGGCCGCCGCACGCCCCGACUCGGCUUCGCUGCGCGCCCAGAAGAUGAAUCCGGCCUCGGCGCCUCCGCCGCUCCCGCCGCCCGGGCAGCAAGUGAUCCACGUCACGCAGGACCUCGACACGGACCUCGAAGCCCUCUUCAACUCGGUCAUGAACCCCAAGCCCAGCUCGUGGCGCAAGAAGAUCCUGCCCGAGUCCUUCUUCAAGGAGCCUGACUCCGGCUCGCACUCGCGCCAGUCGAGCACCGACUCGUCCGGGGGCCACCCGGGACCCCGGCUGGCCGGCGGCGCCCAGCACGUCCGCUCGCACUCGUCGCCCGCGUCCCUGCAGCUGGGCACCGGCGCGGGCGCGGCGGCCAGCCCCGCGCAGCAGCACGCGCACCUCCGCCAGCAGUCCUACGACGUGACCGACGAGCUGCCGCUGCCCCCAGGCUGGGAGAUGACCUUCACGGCCACUGGCCAGAGGUACUUCCUCAAUCACAUAGAAAAAAUCACCACGUGGCAAGACCCUAGGAAGGCGAUGAAUCAGCCGCUGAAUCACAUGACGCUCCACCCUGCCGCCACUUCCACGCCUGCGCCCGCCCGGUCCAUGGCCGUGUCCCAGCCGAGUCUCGUGAUGACUCACCCGCACCAGCAGCAGGUGGCACCCAGUGCCCUGAGCCAGCAGAACCACCCGCCUCAGAACCCGCCAGCGGGGCUCCUGAGCAUGCCCAAUGCACUGACCACGCAGCAGCAGCAGCAGCAGAAACUUCGGCUUCAGAGGAUCCAGAUGGAGAGAGAGAGGAUUAGAAUGCGCCAGGAGGAGCUCAUGAGGCAGGAAGCCGCCCUCUGUAGGCAGCUCCCCAUGGAAGCCGAGACUCUGGCCUCGGUUCAGGCUGCUGUCAACCCGCCUGCCAUGACCCCGGACAUGAGAUCCAUCACUAAUAAUAGCUCAGAUCCUUUCCUCAAUGGGGGCCCGUAUCACUCGAGGGAGCAGAGCACUGACAGUGGCCUGGGCUUAGGAUGCUACAGCGUGCCGACAACUCCGGAGGACUUUCUCAGCAACGUGGACGAGAUGGACACAGGAGAAAACGCAGGACAGACGCCCAUGAACAUCAACCCUCAGCAGACCCGCUUCCCUGAUUUUCUUGACUGUCUUCCGGGAACAAACGUUGACCUGGGAACUUUGGAAUCUGAAGAUCUGAUCCCCCUCUUCAAUGAUGUAGAAUCUGCUCUGAACAAAAGCGAGCCCUUCCUAACCUGGCUGUAAUCAGUACCAUUGUAACUUGGAUGCAGCCGUGACCUGACAUUUCCUGGGCCUCUUGGAAAAGGCGAUCGAGCAGAGCCCGUUGCAGAUGCACCACUUUCUGCCUCCAUGACUCGUGCUCCCUCCUUUCCAUGUGGCCAGUUUAAUCAUUGCCUGGAUUUGAUUGACAGUAACUUAAGUUAAACACAAAUAAAUAUUCUAUUUUCAUUUUCUGCAAUCCUGCAUUCCUGUGAUGGGUUAUGCAGAUUUGUUUCUGCAGAACUGAUUAUGCAGAAUUGCUUCUCCCUUUUUCUCUCUGCUGCCCCAUGACUAAGCUUUGUGAGUGUUAGUUGAAAUUUAUACAUCGAUUGAUUAUAAACUAUAAAAAGCUGACCACAGGCAGUGGCUUCUGACAGGUGGCUCGGUCCAGGAAAUGUACACAAAAUUAGACCUGAUUUACAGUUUCAAAAACUGUAUUGAUGACAGUAGUACCAAAUGCUUUAAAAAAUAUUUAACUUGAGCUUUAAAAAUCAUUGUAUGGAUAGUAACAUUCUGCUGUAUGGAAUACAACGUCAUUUUGAAUCCAUGCUGGUUCUGAUGGUUCUUGUUGCUUUAUGUUUAGAAAGGCACACGGUCCUAUCGUAGUUUCCGCUUCAUCGUUUUACUGCAUAGCAUCUAGACAACUAGUCCUUCAGCAGGAGAGGGGCAGCAGCCUUAGACACAGUUCCUACACUACAGAUCUUAUGAAAGAGACCAGUUUGGUAUUAAUUAUGAGCAUUUAUUAAACAAAACUUUUUAAAAUUGCAAGUUGGAUUUUUUAAAAAUUGCAGCUUAGAAUUUGAUGUUUCUUUUAUAAAGCACGAUAAUUUUGUAGCUGAUGGCAAAGGGCAGCCAAAUGUUUUUGAUACAUCAGUGGCAACUGUAUUUCUGUCUUUUGAAACUGUUCUGAAGACAUCAGGACAACAUAGCUUUCACCCUGAUGGCACACACAGUAAGCUGUUGCUUUUUAAAUUCUGAAGCCUUGUCCGUUUUGCUUUCAAGAUUUUAAGUGUUUAAAAUAAUCUCAUCUAUGAAACUGUUUGAAGGAUGAAGCAGAUCUCUGACUGACGUAAAAAAAUGCCCUCUGAGGGUGUAUGGUGGAGACAUGUUUCUGAAUUCAGUAAAAGUGAUUCCUAAGUGUAUCAUCCUAACCCUGUUUGCUAUGGUUGGUAUAAAAAGGCAUGAAAUAUGUACUCAAUACCUCUUAUGUAACCAAAAACGUUUUUUCUUAGCUUUUAAGGACUGAGAGAGGUCAGGUUCCCCUGGCACGCACUCUGCCUGCAUUGCCAAUGAAGUCCUCAACUGUUUAAUAUUUUAAACUGACAUUAUUUAUAAUCUAUGAAUUUAAUAUCUUUUUUUGAAAGACAUUAAUAAUUCAGGUCUCUGAGAGGAAACUUUCAAUUCCCAAGGGGGCUUAUUUUUCGGGGGGGGGGGACUCUUAAAUAAGAUCAUUUUUGGUCUACCCGAAUAUAAACGGGCAGAAUACAUUUUAUCUUGUUGGAAAGGAGGCACGUGAAAAGGUCAGAGGCGAAGUAGCGAAGUUAUGGACUCUAGUGGAAAGGAUACGAGUUGUGAGAUGGAAAUAGACGAGUUAGAGAACCCCAAAAGCAAGACAAGCAGGAGGAUGAGAGGUACCCCCAAAGAACAAAGCAACCAUUUUCUCCUACAACCUUUAUAGCGAAAGGCUGUUGUAGAAGAAAAGCAGCUUUGGUGCACGUUAGGGGGUGGGAGGGGGAGACGGGGCACAUGCUGCUCUGUCCGUGCUGGUGCUGAGCAGGCGGGCGGACAACAGCAUGAACCUGCCGUUGCUUCCAGCACAAUGAAGCGAUUUCUUUUUCCUGAAGGACCCGUGGUUUCUGUUCCUCUGAUUCCUUCUCUCUCUAAGUGCUCUGAGAGAGAUGGGGGUAGGUGUUUAUGUUGCUACUAAAUUGAAGGGAGCACUAUUUCUUUUUCUCUUUUGUUCGCAAUAAUUGCAAAAAGAGUUGUACAUUCUUUCUAAGGAAAAAGAAAGAAAGAAACAACAAGGGACCUAACAAAACUGAGCAGUGUUACUGUAUUUUUUAAAAAUAUUUUUAUAGACUCAUUUUCAGGUUAUUAAACAUAAAAGAAACAGAUACCCCUCUUUUUUUUAAGUAGUUAAAGCAUCGGUGAUUUGUAUUAUCGAUUUUUAGAAGUAAUUUCCUAGUAAGCUUGUGGCAUUAGAAAAUACUAGAAGUUUUAGUGAAAUUAGUUUGAACAUUUAUUAAUGAAUAUAACAGAUAUUUUUUCAGAAUUAAAUAUGGACCCUGACUAUGUGUUUACUAAUAGAUAAAACCAGAUAUAAUUUUUGUUUGUUUCUAAGGCCAUAAAAUAUGGUCUUUGUUAAAGAACACUAAAGCUAGAAAUUUAAAGUAAAAGCAACUCUUUAGAGGAUACUUCCUAUUAUUGUAGGUGUUAAAACCCCUCCAGAAGUCAUGAUAAGGUGCUAUUUAUACUAUGUUUCUUAUUAGAAAACAACUGCCAGGAUAGCUCGUCUUUUUAGUCCUAAAUGAAUCAAUUUCAACAUUUCAUCCAAUAAUUUUGCUGUAGCAAAGGCAUAUGAAAAAUUGAAAUUGAAAAAUAAUUUCAGAGCUCUUUCUUUCAAGCUAUUUUUUUCCUGAUAAAAUGCAUUUUCUUGAAGUAAAUACAUUGUCAAAACCUAUUUGCAAUUGUAUUAAAUCUAAGUAAUUGUUAGUGUUUCACCAUGAUCUUUAGGAUGUGAAAUGCCAUUGCUUUCACUGAUUCUACCAUAUACGAGAAGCACAUAAAGCAGAGUGAAAAACUGAGUGUGCUGGGGCGCUGGUGACCCGUGCCUGGUGGGAGAGCUCUCUGUAGAAGUGUCGCUCGUUAAAUGCUGUGUUUUCAUGACGUAAUAGAAAGGAACUUCUGAAAGUACAACUUUCAUGAAAAAAAUAAGCUGUUAAAAAAAGGAAAUUGUAGAUUAAUUUAAUUGGGAAAAUGGGCGAUUGACAGAGACCGGUUCCCUAACACACUACGUCGUUUAUGUGCUCAGACUUUAACUUGUAAAAACUUUCUUCUCCAUUUUGUAAUAUGACCUACAUGUGUUUAUUUUUAACUUAGCUGUGUGUAUGGAAAGUACGCAGCCAAGUCGAUCAGAUCAAACCAUUUUGCCUGGAGUUUGGUACUGGUUUUACUUCUCUGAUUCUGUAUAAUAAAAAUAAAUACAACUGAAUUUCCACGUG